Messenger RNA from Rangifer tarandus platyrhynchus (Svalbard reindeer), 354 nucleotides. Lineage: Eukaryota; Metazoa; Chordata; Mammalia; Artiodactyla; Cervidae. The record is from the annotation of a GenBank genome assembly.
AUGGCCGAGGGCCCGUUCUUCAGGGCGCAGACGCCCUUGCACCCGGACCACCUGUGGAUCUGGGAAAAGGCCGUGUAUGUGGACGAGAACCGGCGCACCUGGCUGCCCAUAACCAUCGAGACAGAAAGUAGCCUCCAAGUCCUCUUGCGUCAGGAAGACGUGCCCCUGGGGGAUCCUGUGUGCCCCAGCCAGCUGGGCCCGUACCUGCUGCCUGUCAUGUGGCAGCUCUACCCCGGGAGGAGGUACCGAGCCUCAGACUCCAGUUUCUGGCGCAUAGUGUACCAUAUCAAGGCAAGUAUCGACGGCACCGAGGACAUGCUCCUGGAGCAGCUGCCAGACCCAGAGGACGAGUGA